GCUAGGGUUUUGCAGAAACAGUCAUAAGCUAAAUCGCCGCCGGCAGUUACGUUUCCGGGAGAUCCUCUGCCAUGUCAGGGUCUCAAGUUCAAAUCAACAAAGCUCACAAAUCCCGUUUCUCCUCCAAAUCAUCGCCCAACCUUCACAGGACUUGUAGCAUUUUCCGUGGAGAAAGUUGUGACAUGUGGCUAAAAAUUUGUCUCCAGGAUCUACCUUCUUAGCUUAAACAGAGAAAUGAGUUAAAAAAGUUGUGUACUUCUAUCCUUGCUUCUGAAUUUCCUGAGGAUUGUAAGUUCUAUUCAGCAGACACAAAGGAUGACUUGCACAAGUUUAUGUGGCUUUUUACGGAGCAAAGGCUCACAGCACCUCACUGGCGAAAUCAGCGUCCUUAUCUAAUUGCAGAAGAGGUUGUUACAGUACCUGAUGAUUCCAGUCCAGGAAAGAGUACUCUUCUUCUCACUGGUUAUAUGCAUGCACACAGCCUCUCAGUGAAUCAGUUGGUCCAUGUUUCUGGUGCGGGGAUUUUCAGCUGUCCAAAAUUGAAAUUCUAAAAGAUCCAUUUCCUCUGAAUGCAAGAAAAGAACAGGAUGCUAUGGAUUCUGAUGAACUAAAAGAUGCUAAGGUCAUUUGUUGCCGAGCUCCUGAUCUGUUGAAGCAGGAACAUUUACUUGUUGAAAAUGUUCCAGAUCCUCUUGCUGGAGAACAGACAUGGCCAACAGAAGCAGAAAUGGCUGAGGCUGAUAGAAACCUAAAACAAAAAAAGCAAAGAAAGAGAUUUCUUCCUCAUGGCACUUCUGAAUAUCAGGCUGCUUGGAUUGUAGACGAUACAGAUUAGGAGGAUUCUGACACUGACAAUGAUGAUGAUGAUGGCAUGGUAUUGGAUGAAGGAGAAAGUGGCUUUCACAGUCAAGGUGGUACAAAUAAUCAAGACUUUGAGGAAGACCAAGCUUCCUUAAACUUAACGGACUCAGAUGAUGAAACUGAAAAUGAUUCAGUCAUGAUGGAAGGAGAGAACCUGACAAGGGAACAAUUAGAGCAAGACAUUCAAAAAAUUAAACAGGCACAUGCUGAAGAUGAGGAAUUUCCAGAUGAAGUGGACACUCCUUUAGAUGUUCCUGCUAGAAAGCGCUUUGCCAAGUGUAGGGGCCUCAAAUCAUUCAGAACUUCCUCAUGGGACCCCAAGGAAUCUCUACCUCCAGAAUAUGCCCGAAUUUUUGCUUUUGAUAACUUCUCAAGAACACAAAAGCAUGUGAUUGCAAAUGCCUUAGAAAUGGAGGAAGGAGAUGACUGUGCACCUCCUGGUUCAUAUGUGAGGCUUCAUAUUAAGGAAGUGCCUAUUUCUGUUGCUUCCAAGCUUUGUCUGCUUGCUAGGACAAUACCCAUUGUGUCAUGUGGCCAUUUGCAACAUGAAUCAAAGAUGUCUGUCCUUCAUUUCAGUAUAAAGAAGCAUGAUAGUUAUGAUGGCCCUAUCAAGAGCAAAGAAGAACUGAUAUUUCAUGUUGGCUUCCGCCAGUUUCUUUCUAGGCCAGUAUUUUCUACUGACAACUUUAAUUUAGACAAAAAUAAGAUGGAAAAAUUUCUUCAUACAGGUCGUUUUUCCAUGGCUUCAAUAUAUGCUCCUAUUUCUUUUCCAUCUCUUCCUUUGAUAGCCCUGAAGGCUUCAGGAGAAGCCAACGUACCUGCAGGGGCAGCAGUUGGAUCCAUGAAAAAUAUCGACCUGGAUAGAAUAAUUCUAAAGAAGAUUAUCUUAACUGGUUAUCUCCAACAAGUGUCAAAAUUAAAAGCCUUUGUAAGGUAUAUGUUUCAUAACCCAGAGGAUGCAAGAUGGUUCAAGCCUGUUCAAGUUUGGACAAAAUGUGGCCGCCGUGGUUGAAUCAAGGAACCUAUUGGUAGUCAUGGGGUAAUGAAAUGUGUAUUCAAUGGGGUCUUUCAGCAGCAUGACACUGUAUGCUUGAGCCUAUGCAAACGUGCAUAUCCCAAGUGGCCAGAACAUCGGUUCCUGCUGGAUGCUUGAUCAGGCAGGGCCUGGUCCUCAUCAAGACAGAGAAGACAUGCUUGUUCAUGGUGGGAAUGAAGCGCUGGUUCAGAUUUGUCUAUUCAACUUCCAUUGGUCGUUGUUGUUGAUAGAUUACAUGCAAUUUGCUUUCCAUUACCUUUAUUUUCUUAUUUAUGGAGGACAUAUAUGGAUGAGGACUAUGCAGCAAUGCAGCGCUCCUCUCGUCGAAGACUCUAGUGGGAAGAAAGAAACAGAAAGAGAAAAGCCUAAUUUUUGUAUUUUGAUAUCAAUUUUUCUUCUUAUAGUACCUAUAAAGAGAAAAAGCGGGAAAGGUCCUUUCUCUUUCCUUGAUAUGUUUUUGAAAAAUGAUUG
Messenger RNA from Rubroshorea leprosula, 2368 nucleotides. The record is from the annotation of a GenBank genome assembly. Lineage: Eukaryota; Viridiplantae; Streptophyta; Magnoliopsida; Malvales; Dipterocarpaceae.